UAUACUGGGAUAUGAAGUUUGCGACGUUCUUAGUACUGUUGGGCCUUGGAGUCAGCCAGGCCUUUUUUUUCAACUGGCAGAAAAGGAUAAGGCGUCUGCCGAUUCCAGAUGAUGCUGGUGAACCGCUUAUCUUGACUCCUUACCUAAGUCAAAAUAGAAACGAAGAAGCUAGAAAAGCUGCGGAAGUUAAUUACGAUGCAUUCCAAGGUGUCAAGAGUUACUCCGGAUAUUUUACAGUAGAUGAAAGAUUCGACUCGAAUCUAUUUUUCUGGUUCUUCCCUUCUGCUAACGAUUACGAAAAUGAUCCCGUCCUGCUAUGGUUGCAAGGUGGUCCUGGAGCUCCGAGUUUGUAUGCGCUUUUCACAGAAAAUGGCCCCUUCUUUCUCGACGAUGACACCCUUAAGCUAAGGGAAUAUUCAUGGCACAAAAACCACUCUGUUUUAUAUAUAGAUAGUCCAGUAGGCACCGGUUUUAGCUUUACCAACGGAGGUCUGGCUGACAAUCAAACAAAGGUCGGAGAGGAUCUUUACCAAGCUCUUGUUCAGUUCUUUACGCUGUUCCCAGAAAUUCAAAAGAACGACUUCUUUGUAACAGGCGAAUCCUAUGCUGGUAAAUACAUACCAGCUAUUGGGUACACCAUCUAUAAAAAUAACCCUACAGCCGACGUUUUUAUUAAUCUGAAAGGUUUGCUAAUUGGUAACGGGCUCUCAGAUCCCAUCAAUCAGCUGGACUACGGCGACUACGUCUACCAAAUUGGACUUGUCGACAGCGACACUAGGGACUUGCUCAAUGACAUGAAACAACAAACGAUUAGUUUAAUAAAUAAAGGCGACUACGAAGGUGCUACAGAGAUCAUGAAUGGUGAUAUGAUGUGGGUAAUUAUGGGUUCGUCAGGUAUCACAGAUAUCUACAACUAUGAAAAUCUAGCCAUUGAAUAUCUGGAUGAGUGGCAGGACUACGUUCAGGCGAAUCUCCGUUCGGCAAUUCAUGUGGGAAACGUGGUUAUCGGUAGCGGGGACGUGUGGGGUCAUUUGGAGGCAGAUAUUACUAAAAGUGUUGCACCUUGGGUUUCGGAACUGCUGAGCAACUAUCGUGUCUUAAUUUACAACGGCCAGCUAGACAUCAUUGUGGCUUAUCCGCUUACUGUUAACUAUCUGAGAAACCUUAACUUUAGCGCUGCAGCGGAAUAUAAAGCCGCUUAUAGAUCAUUGUGGGUAGUUGACGACGAUGUAGCGGGAUAUGCGAAAGUUGCUGGAAACUUGACCGAGGUACUUGUAAGAAAUGCUGGCCACAUGGUGCCAAUGGAUCAACCCAAAUGGGGAUAUGAUUUGGUUUAUAAGUUCGCUCGAAACUUGACUAUAGGAUUUUUGUAA
Molecule: messenger RNA, 1373 nt
Organism: Cylas formicarius (sweet potato weevil)
Lineage: Eukaryota; Metazoa; Arthropoda; Insecta; Coleoptera; Brentidae
Product: venom serine carboxypeptidase-like
Exons: 2
Coding region: 12-1373 (453 amino acids)
Biological process (GO): proteolysis
Molecular function (GO): serine-type carboxypeptidase activity
Source: RefSeq, a predicted model, not a curated record